ACCUUCCUCUACGUCGAUAUCCUCGACUGCACCGGAACCCUCUACUCAAUGGCACGCUUCGCCGGCUUCAUAGACGAGCGCACCCAAGACUUUGAGGGCUCAGCCAUGGCCUACAUCGUCGACGCCAUGGGCAUCUCCCUCGGCUCGCUCUUCGGAUCCCCACCUGUGACCGCAUACAUAGAGUCCGGUGCCGGUAUCUCCGAAGGCGGAAUAACCGGGAUAACAGCCAUGGUGACGGGAGUCUGCUUCUUCAUCUCCGUCUUUUUUGCCCCCAUAUUCGCCAGCAUCCCUCCCUGGGCCACCGGCUCCACACUCAUCAUCGUGGGUAGCAUGAUGAUGAAGGCGGCCGCAGACAUAAACUGGUCCUACCCCGGCGACGGAAUACCAGCGUUCGUAACAAUCAUGGUGAUGCCGUUCACCUACUCCAUCGCCUACGGCCUCAUCGCCGGCAUCAUCACGUACAUCAUCCUCAAUACGGGAGCCUGGUUCAUCGAAAUCGCGUCCGGCGGGCGCAUCGUGCCCUACGGCAAGGAGCUCAAGGACCACUGGACCUGGCGCAUACCCGGGGGCUUCUUCCCCGCGUGGGUUGUGCGCAUCGCGCACGGCGAUAGGAAGUUUUGGAAGAGAGAGGCGUAUGAUGGACAGAGUGGUGGUGCUAGUGGCGCUAGUACCCCGCAAGAGAAAGUCGGUAGGGAGCCAAGAGGUGCCGCAAGCGAAGACUUGGGAGUGGAGAUGGGAAGUGCUGGCAGCCGGGUUGCAGUUGGGAAGGAUGAGAAGUUUGUUAAGGAUGGGUAAAUUAACAUCGAGGUGGGGAAGGGGCAGUUUCAUAAUAUGAUAUAAUGUGCAUAUGUUUCGGGUUUGGUUUGGCUUGGUUUGGGUUCUCUUUCUUUUUUUUUUUUCCCCUUGAA
Molecule: messenger RNA, 908 nt
Organism: Tuber melanosporum (Perigord truffle)
Lineage: Eukaryota; Fungi; Ascomycota; Pezizomycetes; Pezizales; Tuberaceae
Exons: 2
Coding region: 49-795 (248 amino acids)
Biological process (GO): transmembrane transport
Cellular component (GO): plasma membrane
Molecular function (GO): purine nucleobase transmembrane transporter activity
Source: RefSeq, a predicted model, not a curated record